Ruditapes philippinarum (Manila clam) is the source of this 819-nucleotide messenger RNA. RefSeq names its product protein wech-like. Gene Ontology annotation, molecular function: zinc ion binding. The transcript has a single exon. Lineage: Eukaryota; Metazoa; Mollusca; Bivalvia; Venerida; Veneridae. The record is from RefSeq and is a predicted model, not a curated record. The coding region runs from base 1 to 819 and encodes 272 amino acids.
AUGGCGGAAAGUGGAAGUAAAAUAGGAGAGGAUGAUGAAGUUCCUGGUCGUGUGAAGGAACAUUUGUGUCAACCAUGUUUAAGUAAGGAUAAGCAAACUGUAGCUGACAAGUUUUGUUCAACUUGUAAUGAAUUUCAAUGUAAUGAUUGUUCAAAUGUACACAACGUGCUCGCCAUCUUAAAAGAUCAUAAAUUGGUAAGUGUGAAAGAAGCUAAUGCUUCAACUACUUUGUUUGAAAAGGAGAACUUAGAUUUAUGUGAUCAACAUCAAAAACUUUUUGAAUUCUUCUGUGAAGAUGAAAAGAAACUUUGCUGCAGCACUUGUGCUAUUGUUAAUCACCGAAAAUGUCACAGCGUUGUAGAAAUUGAGAAGAUUGCCGGAAAAAUAUCCUCACCAAUUUCUACCUUAGGGGACAAAUUGAAAGCAGCUAAAGAAGUUGCUGAGAGCGUUGCAACACUUAUUUGCUCUUCAAAAGAUCAACUUGCUCAAGAUAUAAAAGAAAUACAUGUAAAGAUUAGACGAAUGCGAGAUGAAGUUAUCGGAAUAUUUGACGAUUUAGAAGAUUCCGUCAUCAAGAGAGCUGAAAUUCUUCAGAGAGAAACAUUAGAAAAUCUGUCAAAGAAACAAAAACAAAACGAGGAAUAUUUGGCUGAUGUGACAUCGUGCUUAGAGACGAUUGAAAGUAUUUUCAAAAAUGGAACUCCAGUGCAGAAAUAUAUAGCAGAACAUAAAAUGGAGAAUAACGUCAAUGAUCUCUGCAGAAACAUCAAGGAGGAAUGUCAGAAAGUCAGAGACCGUUCACAUUUCUUUUCAUUUUGA